Messenger RNA from Ipomoea nil (Japanese morning glory), 2024 nucleotides. RefSeq lists its product as uncharacterized. The transcript is spliced from 6 exons. The record is from RefSeq and is a predicted model, not a curated record. Lineage: Eukaryota; Viridiplantae; Streptophyta; Magnoliopsida; Solanales; Convolvulaceae. The coding region runs from base 233 to 1792 and encodes 519 amino acids.
CAUUGAAUUAGGGCAGAUGAACCCAACUCGAUUCUCGUGUACGCGUGAGAUCUCACGCCAUUGAUCCGUCAAGGUGCAGUCCACCAUCGUAUAUCUCCUUUUGCAUCUUAUAAUCUCUCACUCUUCACUGUCCGUACACUCGCAUGGGCUUCACUUCCUCGCCGGCGGUUAACUCCUGAAAUUUCGAGAUCAAAGUUUUUCCGGUAGCGGGAACCGCCUCGCCCACAAGUACAUGUACAUUCUCGCUGCGUUUCGGUAUAUGUCUGCGUAUAACAUUGAAUUUCGAGCUUUUUGUUGUGCAAUAAGGACGUCUCUCUUACAGAGUGAUCCCGCAAUGGCUUACAAUAAUUCGACAGUUGAGCCAAAGCGUUCCCAUCAGUGGUUCAUGGAUGGCAUUGAGCCGGAGUUACUCCCCAACAAGAAACAAGCCUUUGAUGUGACAAACAACCAUUCAUUUACUGCACUUUUAAAUUCCAACAUCUCACCGUGGAUGAAUGCUUCCAGUUUCCACUCCCUACCAGGGCAGUACAGUGAGAGGCUUUUAGAUGGUGAUAUUGGAAGACCUGUUAAUUAUGAUGAUAGAAAUGUUAUGUCAAUUGGCUUUGGCAGCAGGAGUAUGGCUAGAAAGUCGGUGGAGGAUUCCUUUGCAACUGAUUCUUCAUUUGGUUUAUCGAUAGCUGAGGGCCUGGAGGAUCCUCGAUUGAGCCUAAACUAUGGAGGAAUUAGAAAAGUUAAAGUCAGCCAGGUGAAUGAUAACUAUACCAUGGGAGUUAACAGUACUGUGUCAACAGAUCAUGCUUUUUGCAAGGUAGAUGGCACCGCAGUAUCCAUGGGACUAUCUUUCAAUAGAGUCGAUGACAAUGUGAUGCCACUGGGAGACACUUUUAAUAGAGAAGAUAGUAGUUUUAUAUCCAUGAGUCAACCUCUUAAUAAAAUGAACGCCAAUGAAUUGACAGAUAGCCACAGCUUCAAGGAGAGAGAUUGUUAUUUAUCAGUUAAUCAUUCUUUUGAUAAGGAUGUUACUAACUGUUAUGGCAGGGUAAAUGAAAAUGCAAUUUCAUUAAUGCAAACAUAUAACGAAGUUGACGGCAAUAGUUUGUCAGUGGGUCACUCUUUUGGAAGAGAGGGCAAUAUCAUUUCGUUUGGUGGAUUUGACAAUGAUGAUGAUGUUAAUGCAUCUGGUAGGCUCUUAUCUAGCUAUGAUGACUUAUUGAUGGCUCAGUCAUCUGGCAAAAGAUCAGAAAACCAGUGUGAAAAGGGGUUGGUUGAAUCUAAUGCCGAUAAACUUAUAAAUGCUUCCCUAAUUACUGCAAGUGGUGGAGCUGUUACUAAGAAGGAUGAGCAAAAAGCAAAUAAAAAGCCUGCUCCAAACAGCUUCCCUUCAAAUGUUAGGAGUUUACUGUCAACUGGUAUAUUUGAUGGAGUUCAUGUCAAGUACAUUGCAUGGUCACGGGAGGAGCUUCGUGGCAUUAUAAAGGGUACCGGUUAUCUCUGUGGCUGUCAGUCCUGUAUCUUCUCCAAGACAAUUAAUGCAUAUGAGUUUGAGCGUCAUGCUGGUUGUAAAACAAAACACCCAAAUAAUCACAUUUACUUUGAGAAUGGGAAGACAAUUUAUGGGAUUGUUCAAGAGCUCAGGAAUACACGUCAGGAUUUGCUGUUUGAAGUUAUCCAGACAAUCAGUGGAUCACCUAUUAACCAAAAAUCUUUUCGUAUUUGGAAAGAAUCCUUUCUAGCUGCUACACGUGAACUUCAGAGGAUAUAUGCGAAGGAUGAAGGGAAACUAUUGUCUUGAAAUAGUGACAAUAAAAAGUGAGGACUAAUCUUCAAAGUUGUGCAUGAGCUACCAGAACUACUGCAAGCUCUCCUUUUCCUCGCGAAAUUGGGUAAAUUUUUGUUGAUGUAAAUUGCAUUUGGUGGAUGUAAAUUAUGACAGUCUGAUGAGGAUUUUAGACAUGGUUAAUUUUAUUCCUCAGGAGGGUAGACCUCCCGUCUUCUUUCAUGGCACAAAUUGAUGAUUUUUUUUU